This is a messenger RNA of Myxozyma melibiosi, 2184 nucleotides long. RefSeq names its product oligomeric Golgi complex subunit 6. Gene Ontology annotation, biological process: intra-Golgi vesicle-mediated transport. Bases 85 to 2094 code for a protein of 669 amino acids. The transcript is spliced from 6 exons. Gene Ontology annotation, cellular component: COG complex. Lineage: Eukaryota; Fungi; Ascomycota; Lipomycetes; Lipomycetales; Lipomycetaceae. The record is from RefSeq and is a predicted model, not a curated record.
CAAGCACAUUCCAUCAUCAAUCGCGAUCUCAAGGAGUCGACACGUCAAAGAGAGUGCAUCUAGGACGCCUUUGAUUCACGACUAAUGGCGUCGUUUCCUGGAACCGAAGAUGUGCUGUUUUCUGGCGGUGAUGGCGCCGCGAAGACGCCUGCUUCUUUAUCAGUCUCCGGUUCGUCGAGGUCGAAUUUGCUCUCAUUGAAGCUAUCCGAGAUCCUGUCAACAUCUUACACGGACUCAAACACUCGAGAUGCUUUGCAACUGCUGGGAGAACGUAUACAGGAGAACACCCCGGAGAUGAGACGGCAAUUCCGGGCAAAUGUUGAGGCCGAAGUCAUUGAGGCCAACGGACAGGUUCUCGAGCAGUUCUCGAAGAUAGCAAUGCAACUGCAGGAAAUUGGGAAUACAAUCUCAAACAUGAACUCGAUUGUUGGCAAAUUGAGCAAUGACGUUGCUGAAUCGAGGGCCCAAACUAAAGAUCUUUUUAAAGAGGAGGAGAAGCUGUCUUCGGCACGAAACGAGAUAGUUAUGAAGCAAGCAGUUCUGGAUGCGGUCAAAGCCCACUUUGUCUUGUCCGAGAAUGAGAUUGAGAUCCUGACGUCGUCUGCGAAACCUAUCGACUCGGUCUUCUUCGACACUGUGCGCAAAGCUAAGCAGAUCUAUUCUGAUUGUCAAGCCUUAUUAGCCUGUGAUAAUCCAGUACUUGGUGUUGAGAUCAUGGAUAAAACAUCAAAAUCGCUAGAUCAAGCAUUCGACAAACUCUACUAUUGGGUCCAACGUGAAAUCCGUCAUUUAUCCGUGGACGAGAACUCGAACCGACAUUUAGUCAGAAAGUCUCUGGGACUUUUAGCCGAAAGACCUACGAUGCUGCAAAACUGUCUAGACGGUCUAUCAGAUAUCAGACAGAAGAUCAUUCUGCAUGAGUUUUUGGAAGCAUUGACUGAGGGCAACAAACCUAUUGAACUUGCAGCCUAUGAUUCAUUUAGAUAUGUCGGCGAUAUGCUUGCUUGGACCCAUUCCGAAACUGUCAACGAGAAGGAGGUUCUUGAACUCUUGUUUAUCGGGGAAGACACAAAUAUAGCGCAGGGUCUGGAGAGUGGCUACGCGAGUGAGCCUUGGGCUGUUGAGUUUGAUUUGAAGAGGACGAUCGGAGAGCUGACCGAUAAAAACAUGCAAGCGGUUUGCAAACCUCUGAAGGCGCGUAUUGACCAGGCGCUAUCUGGACAUGUGGAAUCUACUCUGGCAUAUAAAAUCUACAGUCUCAUUGACUUUUACCAUUCAAUAUUCUCCCGGUUUCUGCCGGAGCACUCACUACUCUUGAGCACCCUGAAAGUUCUGGAAACCAACUCCAUGAAUCAAUUUCACCGAUCGCUGCGAGAGCACAUACACUCUAUUCAAACUGAUUUACCCCCAGUAGCAGAUGAUCUGCAGCCUCCUCAAUUUUUGCAUGAGCAGUUGGCACAGAUGCGAACGCUGAUGGCAUCAUUUGACACUUCGUUUGCAGUGUCGCACGAGUCCAGAGAACAGGAGUUUAGUAAAAUCAUUGAAGAGGCAUUGGAGCCAUAUUUAACGUGCUGCAUCUCGAUGUCUGACAAGGGAAGGCUGAAGCCUGCUGAGAGGGAUAUGUACAUCAUCAACUGCUUUGAUGCGGCAAAGGCCGUCUUACAACUGUUUGCGUUUACCAAGCCAAAGCUGGACGAGUUUGAGCGCAUAAUCGACAGACAUACCGAAUCGCUUGUUGAGAUAUACCAUGAGAUAUUUUUGGAGGAUUCGAAGCUCAAACCUACUCUGACUGCUCUAACAGAGAAGGCACCAAGUGUCCCAGUAAAGGCAUUGGAGCUGUUUCAAGAGACUAAUCUUACACAGCUAUCGAUCGCAUUGGACGAGUUUCUGCCGUCUGCCCUCAUGGACGCUCAGACAUAUUUGCAGCGACUCGCUUCUCCGCGGUUAGGAAAUGGUAUUAUACAACGGGCAGCAAAGCUGUUUGUCGCUGACUUUGCUGAGGUGGAGAAGGCGAUCACUGAGAAUAUCGAGUUCCCACGGAACGUAUUCCCUCGCACGGUUGCUGAGGUGAAGGUGCUGCUCGUGGUGGAUUAAAAGGAGUUUGUAGACUACUGUGUGGCAGAUGCGUGUCACCAUGGCAUAUGUGAUAUAUCUAAUGACAUAAGAAUGAUGUUGAAUUACAGC